GUGACCCUGAAUCUGGUAGGGAGAUGAUCCGCGGGAUAGUGUGAUGUGUUCCGAAGAAGUGGAGGAAAAAGAGGAGAAUAUUUCUGUAGCAGAACUGCGGUAGUGAACAGUGGUGACAGCUGGUCCUCCAUACACGCCCUUCCUGCCCCAAAAAAUCAAAAAUUUGGGAGCAACGGCGCUAUCAGGCGCCCGGACCAGGGGCUAAGGCUUGAAUUUACCGUGUUUAAUGUGGCACGUGCGCAUAUUCACCUGCCAAUCCCAACACCUGCAAGCACCUCUUUGAUAAGCCCACCCCGCUGUGCCUUGCUGUAUCAGUGGGUACACCCCCCAGCGGUCAAUUUUUCGGUUCCCUUCUUUCUCAGCCUCACGGAAAGAGAACCUUGCAACCUUUGAAGCUUUUCGCAAACCAACACCACCACCACCACCAAACUAGUCAUCGCCGUCGCCCAUCCUCUCCUUUGCCAGUAUCUUCCCUUCGACCACAUUUCCAAUCGCAGCAGAUAACUAUCCACAAUGUCCGACGACUUUGGCAGUGGCAACAUCCACGACAAGGAGGUGUCGCGACUCUGGCGCGCAUGGAGGACCAUCCACGAGAUGGUCGCUGACCGGGGCUACGAAUUGGCCGAGGAAGAAAUCAAGAUGCCCCUCGACGAGUUUAAGAGAAAGUUCACCAACGGCGACGGUUCCCCAAACCGCUCAAUAAUGUCCUUCUCCGCCCGUCCCUCCGCCAGCAUGAUCAAAAAGUUCACCCCUCCACCAACGGCCUCCAACCCUGACCCUGCCCCCGAAUGCGGCACUAUCUGGGUCGAGUUCUGCCCCGAGAAGACGUCCAUCGGCAUUUCAGUUAUGAAGAAGUUUGUCGAGCAUUGCGCCAACAACUCAUACAAGGCCGGCAUUCUCGUCACCGCCGUCGCUCUCUCCGCCCAAGCCCGCAAGGUCAUGACCGUGACCAGCCAGUACACCCUGAUCGAGUGCUUCCUUGAGGAGGAUCUCCUCGUCAACAUCACCCACCACGAGCUGGUCCCAACCCACAUUCUUCUGAGCAGGGAGGAGAAGAUGGCCUUGCUCAAGAGAUACAGGCUGAAGGAGACGCAGCUCCCACGAAUCCUGCAAAAGGAUCCCAUCGCGAGAUAUUUGGGGCUGAAGAGGGGGCAGGUGGUCAAGAUUGUGAGAAUCAGCGAGACGGCCGGUCGCUAUGCUAGUUACAGACUCUGUGUUUAAAUAAGGACAGAAAAAGACGGGGGGGUUCGGCAGGCUUGGGAGAAGUUGCGGUGGAAACAGGAGAGCAGCAGCAGCAUGGUUUGCUAGCAUGCUUUUUUUUCCUGCACAAAGUUAUACACACCAAAAAGGGGCGUCUAUCUUCAUAUACGGGGGUUGGCAUGAAACUGGGUGGUUUGCUUUCUGGCGUUAUACAGGGAAGAAUGGGAUUUGGUUUGCAGACAGUACAGCAUGUCGUUUUGUAGUCCAUAAUGGCCGACGGUCUAUCUCGCUCUUGUAGUUAGGGGAGAAAAUGAGACAUGGGUCAUAAUUUGUAGAUUGAGUAAAGCAGACGGGCGG
This is a messenger RNA of Podospora pseudopauciseta, 1557 nucleotides long. It is a transcript of the gene RPB5, whose product is annotated as DNA-directed RNA polymerases II 24 kDa polypeptide (RNA polymerase II subunit 5). The record is from RefSeq and is a predicted model, not a curated record. Gene Ontology annotation, cellular component: RNA polymerase III complex; RNA polymerase II, core complex; RNA polymerase I complex. NCBI's taxonomy places the organism in Eukaryota, Fungi, Ascomycota, Sordariomycetes, Sordariales, Podosporaceae. Gene Ontology annotation, molecular function: DNA binding. The transcript is spliced from 3 exons. The coding region runs from base 514 to 1221 and encodes 235 amino acids. Gene Ontology annotation, biological process: DNA-templated transcription.